AUGUACCUCAAAUACUAUCCCAGUCUCGUCAGGCGUGCCGCAAGGCAGUGUCCUCGCACAACAACCAAACUGUUUGCCGAUGACUGCCUACUCUACCGCAAGAUCCAAUCUCAGGAUGAUGCCAACAAACUUCAAGAGGAUCUUGACUCCUUGCAGAAGUGGGAGUCAGACUGGCUUAUGAAAUUCAACUCUCAGAAGUGUCAAACUAUCUCAGUAACCAACAAGCGGAAUCCACUAAACAUGACAUACUCCAUUCAUGAUCAACCUUUACAAAAGGUCAGCUCUGCAAAAUACCUUGGUGUUCAUAUUCAUCAGAACAUGAAGUGGAACCACCAUAUUAGCAUGGUCACCAAGAAGGCCAACUCUACACGUGCCUUCUUGCAACGUAACCUGCACUCAUGCCCAAGAAGCGUCCAGGUUCUAUGUUAUAAAUCUCUCCUCAGACCUGUCCUGGAAUAUGGAUGUGAAAUGUGGGACCCCUUCACCAAGGACAACACCCGGAAGCUGGAGAUGGUGCAGCGACGAUAUGCUAGAUUCACCAUGGGAGACCAUCGUCGCACUAGUAGUGUCACCGAUAUGCUACGACAGCUACAGUGGCCCACCCUUGAAGAGAGAAGAGCCCAGUUCAAGGUGGUGAUGGUUUAUCGCUUGGUCAACACAAUUGCUGAUGUACCAAAGGUACAGUACUUCAACCAGGCUGCUACUUCCACUUCGCUUCGUGAAUUGGCCGACUGGGUGCAAGGAAAUGAACUACCUUUGAGAAAUCAAUAUUGGGAUGAAGUAGGACAAGUGGAAGAGGAGGGAGAACUUGACAUUAUGUCUCCUGAAUCUAACAAGCGUCAGUAUCCUGGUGGUAAAAGACAGUAUCCAGGGGGAAAACGUCAAUAUCCAGGAGGGAAACGGCAAUACCCAGCUGGUAAGCGUCAGUAUCCAGCCGGUAAAAGACAAUUCGUUGGAGGUGAACUUAUACCAUCACCGGAGCUACGUCAAUGGCCCGGUGGCAAACGUCAGUGGCCAGGCGGUAAACGUCAGUGGCCCGGUGGUAAACGUCAAUGGCCAGGAGGUAAGCGUCAAUGGCCAGGCGGUAAGCGUCAAUGGCCCGAAGUUAAAAGGCAAUACCCUGGUGGAAAACGGUCAGAAAGCGAUCAAAACCUUCUAACCAUGGAACUUCGACAGUACCCAGGAGGUAAACGCCAGUGGCCAGGGGGCAAGCGACAGUAUCCUGCAGGGAAAAGGCAAUACCCAGGUGGCAAGCGACAAUUUCCGGGUGGAAAGCGCCAAUUUCUUGGUGGUGAACCACUUGAACAAGAAUCAAACAUCAACAAGAGAUUCGCUCCUGAAGACGAUACUAUGGACCUCGUUAGGCUAUCUCAAUUAUAUGGCACGAACAAUGAUGUGAUGACAGAUGAGAGAGAGCUUGCUCUGGAAGACCUCCUGGAUGAAAUCAUGGUUGACACUAGGCCAGAAAUUGAUGAUUCGAGGGAUAUCUUACUAGGCAAUCUUGAUCAAGAUGAUGCUCUUGCUUUAGAUUUAUCAGCUUUACUUGCAAACGGGUGGUAACAUCACUGAUCGAAGAAACCGGCUUCUGUCUCACUGUUGGUCUUUUAACAGAAUAUUUUCGAAAAAGAAAACAUGAGAAAAAAUACACUUUACACAGAACCACCCACAGGCUAGCUAUUCUUAAUGCAUUAUCUCACCAUAUUACAGUCAGUAAAUACGUCUCUUUAAAUAUAGUAAGGAUUUUGUAAGUUUGAUUUAUGAAUCAAAGUAAAUUAACAAAGCUAAUUAUUAAGUAGUAAAGGUAGGCAUUGCCUUUGGAAAGUCAAUUGUAAAUUUGGUUCUUAUUUGAAUGAGAGGAGUAUAUAUCGAAAGGUACCUUAUUCUAGGAAGAUGUGGAUGGUCAGAGAUAUUACUGCUACUACUACUACGACUACUACUACUACUCUCUCUCUCCCGUUCUCUGCAGAACAUCGUACAUACAUGUAUAUAACGUAAGGAAAUGGUCGCAGAGGUGAGAAAUUAAUCGAGAUAAGAUUUUCAUUUACAUGUAAAUUCGUAUGUAGCGAAUGCUAAUAGCGAAUGCUAAUAGUAUUAUGGUAUGGAAGGAGGAACCCCAAACACUACACAUUUUUGUUCAAAUUUGUGUUUCAUAUCAUGAUUGUAAAUAAUAUAUGAGCAAAUUGCAAUGUUUAUAUGUUCGUUAUGUGUUCGUUUUAAAGAUAGUGUUAAGUUUUCUAUUAUAUUAUUCUCAGAAAUGUUGUCGAAAGUUGUGUGAAGUCAUCAUCAACAAUUAGAGAUGAUUAAAUCAACCAACACCACUCUGCCCUAUACGACACUAAAAUCCGUCCUAUUAGAUUAACAACAUAGACAAACAUUCUGUUCAUUCUAAUAUUUUUUUUUUUUUAAGCGUACUGAUCCUGAUGUUGUAAAGCUUAUUCUUGCUUCAAGCCGAUUUCUUUUAAAAUACGAACUUGAUGAAAAUGUUUCAAAACUGGUAACAACUAUUUUUAUACACUACUUUUGACAAUGGAUGAAACAUGCUUUAGUCUAAUUGAGAGUAUAUUAUCUUAGCUCUCCUUAAUUAUACAAAGUCAAAAUAUAUAUUAGCACCCAUAUCGGCUUUGAAACACAUUUCGUGUAUCCUCACUUUCAAUCAAAUGAGUGACAAUAAAAACCAAAUUUAUUUUUGUCCUGAAUUAAUAGGGCAUAUGAAUAAUACCUUGUUUGGAGUGGUGAUGUAUUAAGAGGAAUGAAUAUGAUUUUCCCAAUUUAAAAUAUAACACAAGCAAUGAAUCUUGCGAUAGAAAUGGAAAAUUGUACCGUGAUUCCGCUCGUGAGAAUUCAGGAUAGAAGUAAAGAAAACAAAUCAUGUAUCUGCAAAAUUGCAAGUUUCUCUAGUUUUAUUCUUACAAUUUCGAGAUGUAAUGAUAAAAAGUGAACAAAACAUAUAUCAGAUAAGACAACACAUUUUCUUUAAUGCUUUAUGGUGCGUUACAACCAAGGGACUCCUGACAGUAAAGAUAUAUCCGUUACGUGACACUAAUUAUGUCAACCAUAUUAAAAUGUUGUAAUAAUACCUUGAAGAAAAGAUCAUAUGAAAAGUUCCUAUUCUCCCAUCAAUGAAGACAGUAUCAAAUUACAAACCUUGAUUCGCGCUCCAGUGAAAAAAAGUAUAUUAAUCGGCUCUGGACAAUGUUCUUGAUCAAUGAAUAGACAUAUAUAUGACAUUUCGUAAGCUUAUCUUUAUAAUCAUUUUUUUUAAACUCAUUUCAUGAUAUAUUUCUGUUACAUAAUCAGCAAAUUGCUUGCGAUAACUAUUUAUUGCAAGGGGAGCUGGUCAGCACAAUGUCCAAUCAACUAGUUUACUUGGUAUGCUAUUUUUGUAUUUGAAAUAUAAAUGUCUCAUUAGACGCACGGAUAACUUCCGUAUUGUCGUAAAUUAUAAGGGAUAGUAAUCUAGGUAGUGAUUAAAUAUUUACUAAUUGAAUACAUGCAAAUAUUUAUCCCUGUUAAUCAAUAAAAAAUACCUACUCCAAGUAUUAAUUAGUUUGUGGGGUGUACGGUGAGUACCAAAAAAAAAUCGCAAUUAAGAGCGACUUGUUCAUGAAUAAUUAACGGUAGAUUUGUUUUCUUCAAGAAAUUAGGUGAGUGGAAUAAAAUAAGAUUUUAUCUGCCGACUCCUGAUAUAUACUGUGAGACAUACGAUAUAUUUUUUCUUCUGUUGGAUAAAAGUUGAAUUGAGCCUUUUCAAUUAUAGGAUGCUAUCACCUGUUGAUUCUGACAUCAAUUAAAAUGUAGAACUUUACAAGAACAUGAUUGAUUAGUCAUAUUGUAUUGUUUAUACAUGACAUAAUAGUAAUCCAUUCACAAUGAUUAUCAAUAAUCUACAAGGCCAAACUUAUCGGUAAUUAGUUUGUUGAAAAUAUGUAAUUAUCCUUGUAAUGUCAGUGUCCGUUCAAUCAAUUAUACCUAAAUAAAAUUUCAUUUUGGGGUUCUGCGAGUGUAA
This is a messenger RNA of Lytechinus pictus (painted urchin), 4006 nucleotides long. RefSeq lists its product as uncharacterized. Lineage: Eukaryota; Metazoa; Echinodermata; Echinoidea; Temnopleuroida; Toxopneustidae. The transcript is spliced from 2 exons. Bases 1 to 1560 code for a protein of 519 amino acids. The record is from RefSeq and is a predicted model, not a curated record.